CCACAAACCACUCCUGGCCCCCAGGAGCCAGCCUCUUGCUCCCAUCUGUGAAGGCCAGCCGAAUGCUUCAGACCCAAAGGGGCUAUUUGGUUGGUCAGUUAGUCAGUGAGCGUUUCCUACUCCUCGACGCGGAUUUCUGCUAACAACCCCAGUCCAGCGAGUGCAGCUAGAGCUGGGGGUGGCACCAGGGGUGGACCGCUGCCCUCCCAGACUUGCCCUCCUCGUCCUCCUCCAAGCGGCAUUAGGACCCUGCAGGGCGCAGGUGAGAGUAACAGCUGGUAAAGCUGCCCCAGGCACUUAGGAUCCCCGCUGGGAAAGGUGAGUCAGUCCAGUGGGCGCAGGGCUCCUAGAAUCAGGAUCGGCAGCUCCAGUUGCAGUCGCCCCACCCCCCAUGUCACCCGGAGAAAAACUGGACCCGCUUCCUGACACCUUCAUUCUGCAGCCACCAGUCUUCCACCCGGUGGUUCCUUAUGUCACGACAAUUUUUGGUGGCCUGCGUGCAGGCAAAAUGGUCAUGCUACAGGGAGUGGUCCCUCUAGAGGCACGCAGGUUCCAGGUAGACUUCCAGUGUGGCUGCAGCCUGCAUCCCCGGCCAGAUAUCGCCAUCCACUUCAACCCUCGCUUCUACACCACCAAGCCCCAUGUCAUCUGCAACACCCUGCACAAUGGGGUCUGGCAAGCUGAGGCCCGGUGGCCCCACCUGGCCCUGCAGAGAGGAGCCAGCUUCCUCAUCCUGUUUCUCUUUGGGAAUGAGGAAAUGAAGGUGAGCGUCAAUGGACAACACUUUCUCCAGUACCGCUACCGGCUCCCACUGUCUCGUGUGGACACCCUGGGCAUAUUUGGUGACAUCUUGGUGAAGGCUGUUGGGUUCCUGAACAUCAACCCAUUUUCAGAGGGCAGCAGCGAGUAUCCAGUUGGAUACCCUUUCCUGCUGAAGAGCCCCAGACUGGAGAUGCCCUGCUUACGGCCCCUUCCCCGGGGUCUCUGGCCCGGACAGGUCAUCGUGCUGCGGGGGCUGGUCUUGCCAGAACCCAAGGAUUUCACGCUGAGCCUGCUGGACGAGGCUGCGCACAUUCCGGUGACACUCAGGGCUUCCUUCACAGACAGAACUCUGGCCUGGGUCUCGCCCUGGGGACGGAAGAAGCUGAUCUUGGCCCCCUUCCUCUUCUACCCUCAGCGAUUCUUCGAGGUGCUGCUCCUGUGCCAGGAGGGUGGGCUGAAGCUGGCACUCAAUGGGCAGGGCCUGGGGGCCACCAGCCUGGGCCAGCAGGUCCUGGAGCGGCUGCGGGAGCUCCGGGUCAGUGGCAGUGUCCAGCUCUACUGUAUCCACUACUGAGGAGUGAGCCAGAGGAGAGAGUGUCCAGCCCACACCUCGGGCUCCACAGUCUGGCCCCACUCACCUGCCUUCAUCAAAGUGUCCACUUGUCACCACUAUGUUGGGCCUGGCUCACUUCUAGGGCCAGGGUGCUGAGUCUGCAGGGUCAUCAGGCACCCCAAAAUAGAGGGAGGGCACACGGUGUGAAGGUUCCUCCAGCUGCACAGCCCCGUCCCACCCUCGCCCCCCGCCCCCUCCACACACACACCAGGAGCCUGGGACUGGGCUCCACCUUCCUUCAGGGCCCACACAAGGCGGCAGGUCUUGUAGCCUAAGAAGGGCCCUCAAAAUUCAGGACCUUGAAGAAUUUAGACAUUUAUUUCAUUCUCAUCUAACAAUUUUAGAGAAAAUGGUCCUGGUCAGGGGAGCAGCCCUGCACCUGUGGGCCUUCAGGGUCGCCUUUGUCAUCAUCCCACCACCCCCAAGACAGCGUCAUCUGCUUCCCAUCACUUCCCACACGUUUCAUUCUUCUAAG
Rhinolophus ferrumequinum (greater horseshoe bat) is the source of this 1850-nucleotide messenger RNA. RefSeq names its product galectin 12 (gene LGALS12). The transcript has 9 exons. Gene Ontology annotation, biological process: intrinsic apoptotic signaling pathway; lymphatic endothelial cell migration. The record is from RefSeq and is a predicted model, not a curated record. Lineage: Eukaryota; Metazoa; Chordata; Mammalia; Chiroptera; Rhinolophidae. Bases 392 to 1336 code for a protein of 314 amino acids. Gene Ontology annotation, molecular function: lactose binding; integrin binding.